CGGGUCCAACCAAAAGUCCUGAUUCCUGAACUGUCUCGUCCAAUCCCAACCCGGCAACGCGAUAGGAAUAGGAUCAAUCCUCGCGUCGCGUGCUCUCGUCUCGCCUUCGCGCAGCCCCAGCUCCGUCCACCACCAUCCGCCACCGUCCUCACUCUCGAUCCACGCCGCAGCUACCCCGGGAGGAAACAGAUCGGAGAAGGUGAUCGGUUGUGAUGGCCCGCUUGUACGUCGGCAACCUGGAUCCCCGGGUGACCGCUCGGGAGCUGGAGGACGAGUUCCGCACGUUCGGGGUUCUUCGCAGUGUUUGGGUGGCUCGGAAACCACCUGGCUUUGCAUUUAUUGAUUUUGAUGAUAAGAGGGAUGCUGAGGAUGCAAUCCGUGACCUAGAUGGCAAGAAUGGAUGGAGAGUUGAGCUAUCUCGUAAUGCCAGCAGUGGUCGUGGUGGCCGUGACCGAUAUGGUGGUUCUGAGUCCAAGUGUUACGAGUGUGGUGAGACUGGCCACUUUGCUCGUGAGUGCCGUUUGAGGAUUGGUUCUGGAGGUCUAGGCAGUGGAAGGCGCCGAAGCCGUAGCCGCAGCCGCAGCCGCAGUCGUAGUCCCAGAUAUCGCCGGAGUCCAAGUUAUGGUAGAAGGAGUUACAGUCCUGCAGCACGCUCUCCAAGGCGUCGUAGCGUGUCACCAGCUCGUGGGCGCAGCUAUAGCAGGUCACCACAGUACAAACGUGCACGAGAAGACUCUCCCUAUGAUAAUGGAUACCGCCGCAGCAGGAGCUAGAGCCAGAUCCUUGUAUCUGAUGAGUGUCAUGUGACAUAUUGGGAAAGCUAUAUGAUCAAUAACCUGCUUGAAAGAUCGUUCGCCGACUGCUUGACUUUGGUUAAGGUUCUCAUAACUUUUUUAUAUACCUUAUUAUGCUUGUGUCUACUUUAUAAGUAGUAGUAAAACCUCUUGAUGGGUGUGUUUGUUGAACUAAGACCUACUGUCUUUUCUUGUGUGGUAAAAAGGCAUCGUCCUGCACUGCUUAAACGACUCGGCCGACUACGGCUUUCAGUUCUGUCUUCAUGGUUUUGUUCUGCGCUCUUCAUUCUUCACACACCCUCGCAUGCUUCAUUCAAUCAGCCGCGUGUUUGUCUGCCUGCGUAUCUUCGUGAACCACAUGCUUCGUUGAAGAUGCUGCACAUCGCAAAAGCAGUAAUAACCUUCCUUCUCGUACCAUUUGGUAAGGUUUGAUUUGCUGACAAAUGCAGCAUCUGGUAAGUUUCUCCAUAGGUUCGGUCUCCGUGCGCUGCUCCUGGUUCAGGAACUGCAGUAUGUUAGAUGGAUGAUGACUCACCUACUCGUGUUAUCAUGCCUUCAGAGGACCCAGGUUAGUGAGUGCCAGAAAGUGAAUUCACCUGGCCAAAUGCUACGUUGAGCCGACUUUGGCUUGGCUCUGUGAUCUCCACUUGCUUCCACAUGCUGCCUUCGACGAAGGAAGUCUUCCUCGCCUUCUGCUUCCUUCUCUGCAGCAUCCUGUUUGAUAUUCUUCAUAGAUGCUUCUUCGAGUGCCAUACAGUCAUCCUGAUUGAUGUUCAUCACAUCAUACAGCCUGUGUUGACAUCAAAUCUCCUCCAUCCAUCAUAUGCCACCAUUUUUUCUCUCUAAUGGACAAUGUAGUUACAUUCUUAUUAGCUUUAUUUCCUGUUUGAUAGGGUAAAUGUCAGAUGCUGUUUGACAUAUAAUGGUAAUUGGCACCCUAUUUGAUCAACACAUGGUUGCUAAUUUGCUGC
Molecule: messenger RNA, 1765 nt
Organism: Sorghum bicolor (sorghum)
Lineage: Eukaryota; Viridiplantae; Streptophyta; Magnoliopsida; Poales; Poaceae
Product: serine/arginine-rich splicing factor RSZ21A
Exons: 6
Coding region: 213-773 (186 amino acids)
Biological process (GO): mRNA splicing, via spliceosome
Cellular component (GO): nuclear speck
Molecular function (GO): zinc ion binding; RNA binding
Source: RefSeq, a predicted model, not a curated record